UCCAGCCCGUCAAUUAGAUUAAAAAAAAAUUCCCCAAAUCCAACCGCCCGCCCAAACCCACCGCCGUCUCGCCAUACCGUCCCCGAUCGCGAAACCCUCUCGGCCGCUCGCCGGCGAUGGAGGCGCCGGACGAGGAGGCUGGGUUGGGGUUACCCGAGGGCGAGCGGCUGCUGGAGGUGACCCUCAUCUCCGCGCAGGGGCUCAAGCCGCCCUCCGGCCUGCGGCGGCGGCUGCAGGCGUACGCCGUGGCCUGGGUGGACGCCGGGCACAAGCUCCAGACCCGGCCCGACGCAGCGGGCGGGCUCGACCCGGCGUGGCACGCGCGGCUCCUCUUCCGCGUGCGCGAGGCCUCGCUCGCCGACGACUCCCGCGCCGCCGUCUCCGUCGAGAUCUACGCGGCCGCCGCGGGGUCCUGGCACCUCGGGAGGGACUCGCUCGUGGGCUCCGCGCGAUUCCUGCUCGGCGACCACCGCCUCCUAUCCCGCCCCGUCGGCUCCCCCUCCAUGUUCGCUGUCGGCGUGCGCCGCCCCUCCGGCAGGGUCCACGGCCUCCUCAACGUGGCCGCAAGCCUCGUCGCGGUACCGCCGUCCCCGGCCGCCUGCCACGCCCUCCACCUCUCGCCCGCCGUCUCCCUCAGCGGCCUCUCGGUGGCGCCCAACCCGAGCCGCGUGCUCCGCGUCCUCAACCGCGCGCACCCCACGCCUCCACCGUCCCCGAAGCUGCUUACGCCCAAGAAGCAGCAGAUGGUGGUCAAGCCGAACAACAAGGUCGCGGACGAUGGCAGCGAUGAGGAGGGGGGCGAGGAAGAGGCGAGGGGGAUGGGCGGGGUGAUGUUCUGCGGACCUUGCGUCUUACCGUAUCCAAGAAAGAUACACACAAGCCCCUCAGACGAGAACCUGCAGGCCUUCGCUCGCAUCUUCUCUGGCGGGCUCAGGCAUUGCCGAACGGAGCCCUCAUUGCCAAGGAGCCCGUGCAAGGAGCCUUUUUGGUUUACUCAGAAAGGGGUAGAAUAACCUCUGCAGUUCAGCAUGGCAACUCUUUUCCGUUGCUUAUUCCCAGUAAGGAACACAAAAGGAAACUUGAGAAGAUGCAAAACAUCAAGGGGGUCUAAAUCAAAUGUUUGGUUAAGAAGACGAGAUGAGGCUGCAAUCAAUUGUCAGUAGUUUCGCAAUAGAAGUUUAGGGUCCUAUGUUACUAUUUAAACCAGAGGUUGCAUGAGAAACCAACUGUAAAUAUCAAGUUAGCAUUCUUCACUCUUACAUUGGGAUUGAGAUGAAUUUAGUGUUUCAAAAAGCAAUGCUAGGCAGAUAGGAAGAAUGAAAUUGAUUGGCAAAUUAUAUGCCUGUAAAGAUGUAGUACAUGAAUGCCUGCAGCGAGUAAAAAUGCCUAAUUUGAUUACGAA
This is a messenger RNA of Panicum hallii, 1402 nucleotides long. RefSeq lists its product as uncharacterized. The coding region runs from base 117 to 1013 and encodes 298 amino acids. The transcript is spliced from 2 exons. The record is from RefSeq and is a predicted model, not a curated record. Gene Ontology annotation, biological process: defense response. NCBI's taxonomy places the organism in Eukaryota, Viridiplantae, Streptophyta, Magnoliopsida, Poales, Poaceae.